This is a messenger RNA of Hyla sarda, 8085 nucleotides long. It is a transcript of the gene KCNQ2, whose product is annotated as potassium voltage-gated channel subfamily Q member 2. Bases 343 to 3015 code for a protein of 890 amino acids. Gene Ontology annotation, molecular function: voltage-gated potassium channel activity. NCBI's taxonomy places the organism in Eukaryota, Metazoa, Chordata, Amphibia, Anura, Hylidae. Gene Ontology annotation, biological process: transmembrane transport; potassium ion transport. The transcript has 17 exons. The record is from RefSeq and is a predicted model, not a curated record. Gene Ontology annotation, cellular component: membrane.
UCUAGCAGUUAGAGAGGUUCUGCAGCAGCUGUAGGCAGUCGUCUGUUUCUAGCAGUGGGGGUGGGGUGUACAGUCCUCGCAGCCCCUCCCUCCAGUAAUAAAUGAUGCUGCCCUGGCUGUCGUGUGCAGUCUCUAUACUGGAGCAGGUAGAAGGGGUUAAGCAGGGAGCUGAGCGGCUGCCAGUCUAGGAGGAGCCCGGGUCCGGAUUGCGGAGGUUCGGUUCUCAUCUCGGUGCAUUCAGCAGCAGCAUUGAUCAUCCAGGGAGAUGAGCCCCCCACCCGGUGACACCCCGCCGGUCUGCCCCCCAUCCAGCAUGGCCCCCCCAAGUCCCAUUCACUGACCAUGGUGCAGAAAUCCCGCAAUGGGGGGGUCUACCCCGGCCCCACCGGGGAGAAGAAGCUGAAGGUGGGCUUCGUGGGGCUGGACCCGGGGGCCCCGGAAUGCAGCAGGGACGGGGCUCUCCUCAUUGACGGCUCCGAGCACAACACAAAGAGGAGCAGCAUCCUCAGCAGCAAGAGCCGCUCAGCGGUGCCCGGGACCGGGAAGCCCCCGAAACGCAACGCCUUCUACCGCAAGCUGCAGAAUUUCCUGUACAAUGUGCUGGAGAGACCCCGGGGCUGGACCUUCAUAUACCAUGCCUAUGUGUUCCUGCUUGUCUUCUCCUGUCUCGUUCUUUCUGUCUUUUCCACUAUUAGAGAGUAUGAGGAGAAGUCAGAGGGUGCCCUCUACAUACUGGAAAUUGUCACCAUUGUGGUCUUCGGGGUAGAAUACUUUGUCCGGAUCUGGGCUGCCGGCUGCUGCUGCCGUUACAGAGGAUGGAGAGGACGGCUGAAGUUUGCUCGCAAGCCAUUCUGUGUCAUCGACAUCAUGGUGUUGAUAGCGUCCAUAGCGGUCCUGUCUGCAGGGUCACAGGGGAAUGUCUUUGCCACCUCAGCUCUCAGGAGUUUGAGGUUCUUGCAGAUUCUGCGUAUGAUCCGUAUGGACCGGAGAGGAGGAACAUGGAAACUACUGGGCUCUGUGGUGUAUGCACACAGCAAGGAACUGAUAACAGCCUGGUACAUCGGCUUCCUCUGUCUCAUCUUGGCGUCAUUCCUGGUGUAUCUGGCAGAGAAAGAAGAGAACAGUGAAAUGUUUGAUACUUAUGCCGACGCCUUGUGGUGGGGACUGAUCACGCUCACUACCAUUGGUUAUGGAGAUAAGUAUCCACAGACUUGGAACGGUCGUCUUCUCGCUGCCACCUUUACUCUCAUUGGAGUCUCAUUCUUUGCUCUUCCUGCUGGGAUCCUUGGAUCCGGAUUUGCCUUAAAGGUCCAAGAACAGCACAGACAGAAGCACUUUGAAAAGAGGCGAAAUCCUGCGGCCGGGCUGAUCCAGGCGUCUUGGAGGUUCUACGCUACUAACUUGUCUCGCAUGGACCUGCACUCUACGUGGCAUUAUUAUGAACGCACAGUUUCCGUGCCAAUGUACAGCUCUCAAACGUAUGGCGCGUCCAGGCUGAUCCCACCACUGAAUCAACUGGACCUUCUUCGGAACCUGAAGAGCAAAUCGGGACUUACAUUCAGGAAAGAGCAGCAGGCUGAGCCGCCACCCAGUGCCCAGAAAGUGAGCCUGAAGGAAAGGGUGUUUUCUAGCCCCAGAAAUGUUGCCAUGAAAGGAAAAGGUUCCCCCCAGUCUCAAGGGGUGCGUCGCUCCCCCAGUGCUGACCAAAGCAUGGAAGAAAGCCCAAGUAAGGUACCCAAGAGCUGGAGCUUUGGCGACCGAGGACGGACUAGACAGGCUUUCCGCAUCAAAGGAUCAGCGUCACGGCAGAACUCUGAAGUCAGCCUCCCAGGGGAAGAGAUUCCGGAGGACAACCGAAGCUGUAAUUGUGAAUUUCUUGCUGAAGACCUGACUCCUGGUCUCAAGGCUUCAAUUCGAGCCGUGUGCAUAAUGAAAUUUCUGGUGUCAAAACGGAAAUUCAAGGAGAGCCUGCGACCCUACGAUGUCAUGGAUGUGAUAGAGCAGUACUCGGCUGGUCAUCUUGACAUGCUGGCACGUAUCAAAAAUCUGCAGUCCAGGAUAGAUAUGAUUGUGGGUCCCCCACCCCCUUCAACACCCCGGCAUAAGAAGUACCUUACCAAAGGAUCAGUGCAUUCUACCAAAGAAUCUCCCUUGUACUCUCCUAGAGUGGACCAGAUUGUCGGAAGAGGAGGUUCCAUUACUGAGAAAGACAGAUCAAAGGGAGCAAGUGAACCCGAGAUGCCUGAGGACCCAAGUAUGAUGGGUCGUUUGGGCAAAGUGGAGAAGCAGGUGCUGUCAAUGGAGAAGAAACUUGACUUUUUGGUUAACAUUUACAUGCAGAGAAUGGGCAUCCCACCCUCUGAAACAGAGGCUUACUUCGGGGCCAAAGACCGCGAGCCAGCUCCUCCAUAUCACAGUCCAGAGGACAGUCGGGAUCCCGUAGAAAGAAAUGCCUGCAUUACUAAAAUCAUUCGAUCCACAAGCUCGACUGGCCAAAAAAACUUUAGUGCUCCUCCAGCACGGGGAACAACAACAACGUAUUGCCCUCCAUCUACAUCAUGGCAGCAACAGCAGCCAAGUCACCGACAUAGCCAUGGUUCUUCACCAGUGGGAGAUCCUAACUCCAUGGUUAGAAUUCCUCCACCCCCAUCACAUGAGCGCUCACUUUCUGCAUAUGGAGGAAACAGGAUGGGGACAGGUGAAGAAGGAUCUGCCAAACACCAAGACACAGCAGCUUUGAGAGAUAGUGACACCUCAAUAUCCAUUCCUUCAGUGGAUCAUGAAGAGUUGGAGCGUUCUUUCAGUGGCUUCAGCAUUUCUCAGUCCAAGGAGAACCUGGACGUUUUAAACAAUGGGGCAGUGGCUGGUCCUGGUCCCAGCAACAAAGUUCGUCCUUAUAUUGCGGAGGGGGAGUCAGACACAGACUCAGAUCUCUGCACUCCCUGUGGACCGCCCCCCAGGUCAGCCACUGGUGAGGGACCAUAUGGCGAUAUGGGAUGGCCUACUAGCAAAUAAGCGGUUGCCUAGGGCUAUUUUGGACUUGGUUAGAUAUUGGCAACCAGACAAUAAUGUAAUGCGCCCAGAAUGAGGGUCUUCACGUCUACAUCCUCCUCUGAAGGUGCAACCACAUCAAAGUAUUUAGCAGCAAAUGUGGCAAAGAAUUUUUGGUGGCAGCAUUUUGCAUUAGGCCACGUAAAUUACUGCAGUUUGCUUGAACAGCCCAGUACUCUGGGGCAGGUACCCUAUUACCUUGGGUUUCUGAUAGACCUAGUCAGAUGUUGGCAAUUUCGAGUUACUAGAUGUUGAGUUUGCAGAUAAGUUGACAAUGGUUGAUAUUGGUUCAUCGUCUCUUCACAACUUUUGACUUGUUGGAAGUUAAGACAUCUUCGUAAGCCCACUGGGCUGUUUAUAGACUUUUCGUAACCUCACACACCUUUUCUUCAUUGUACAGUAUUUGUAUAGAAUAUUGCAAAUCUAUUCCAUCUAUUUUCACAUUCACCCAUUACAAGUCUUCAGUUGUAGAAUUUUAUAGACCUUACGUUUUCUAUAAUACUGUAAAUAGCUGUACAGAAUAUUUAGGACCCCCUCCACCUGAACUUUUUUUUCAGGCGUGUACAGCAGUAUAAUAAUGAUACAUUGUAAAAUUGCUAAAUCUUGGAUACAGACCUAUUAUCUUUAAUGGUCUCUUCUGCAUGUAUACAGUUAUAUGUAAAUAUCAUAAACCCCACUACAUCUUCUAGAUCCCUAAUUCACCAAAUUUCUCCCAUUUCUCUUUCUGCAUGCUCCAAAAAAAUUGUACCUUUUUGUUAACUCACUGAGAAAACUCUUUUCCAGUAAAGCUGCCAACUAACAAGUCCUAAAAUAGAACUUUUAUAGUGAGUCCCUCCUGGUUUACAAACAUUGAGGUCUCAUCUGGUGCUCUCGAUAGUUUUAUUAGGUUGGAUAUGAUUAUUCAUACGGCAUGAAAGGGCUUGAUCUCUACAGCCCACAAUGUACUAAUGUAAAUCUAUAUAUAUAAAUAUACAGUUGAGAUGCCUUACACGUUUCUGUGGUCUAGAGGGCAUAUCUGGCCAUAGCAUCCUAAAAAUGAUAACCUGAAUUCAUGUCAUGCCACGAGAGUACAUCCAACCAUACUUUGGCUCAUACUGCAAUCGACAACAGUGCAGUUGCCUAUGUAACAACAUAUGUAAGGGGAAUUUCCAUUUUCAGCAUCCAUUCAUUUCUUGGCUAUUACCUACCUGGCAUCUACAUUAUCUCUCAUAAGUGAGUCCACCCCUCAUUUUUUUAUAAAUAUUUUAUUAUUUUCUUGUGACAACACUGAAAUAAUGACACUACAAUGUAAAGUAGUGAGUGCACAACCUGUAUAACAGUGUUUAAUGUUGUGUCCCCUCAAAAUAACUCAACACACAGCCAUUAAUGUCUAAACAUUGGCAACAAAAGUGAGUACACCCCUAAGUGGAAAUGUCUGAAUUGGGACCAAUUAUUUUCCAGCACUGCCGUAAGCCUCUUGAGCAUGGAGAUCACCAGAGCUUCACAGGUUGCCUCUGGAGUCUUCUUCCACUUCUCCAUGACGACAUCAUAGAGCUGGUGGAUGUUAGAGACCUUGCGUUUUUAUCCCAUUUUAUUUAGGGGAUGCCCUACAGGUGCUUAAUAGGGUUAAGGCCUGGAGACAUGCUUGGCCAGUCCAUCACUUUUACUCACAGCUUCUUUAGCAAGACAAUGGUCAUCUUGGAGGUGUGUUAGGGGUCAUUAUCAUGUUGAAAUACUGCCCUGCGAUCCAGUUUUCGAAGGGAUAGGAUCAUGCUCUGCUUCAGUAUGUCACAUUACAUGUUGGCAUUCAUGGUUCCUUUAAUGAACUGUAGCUCCCCAGUGCCAGCAGCCAGGGGCAUAGCAAUAAAGGUAGCAGUUGCACCUGGCCCUGGUGCCUAAGGGGGCCCCAAAGCACAUCUGCCCCAUAAGAGACCAGUAUCAUAAUUGGCAAAUGGGGCCCUGUUGCAGAUUCUGCAUCGGGGCACAGAAGCUAAAAGCUACGCCUCUGCCAGCAGCACUCAUGCAGGUCCAGUCUUUGACAUUCACACCGCUAUGCUUGACUGUAGGCAAGACACAAUUGUCUUUGUACUCCUCACCUGGUUGCUUGACCCAAUCUGAACAAAAUAAGUUUACCUUAUUCUCAUCCGACCACAGGACAUGGUUUCAGUAAUUCAUGCCCUUAGUCUGCUUAUCUUUAGCAAACUGGUUUUUGGCUUUCUUGUACAUCAUCUUUAGAAGAGGCUUCCCUCUGGGACAACAGCCAUGCAAACCAAAUAAAUGCAGUGUACGUGUAUGGUCUGAGCACUGACAGGCUGACCCCCACCCCAUCAACCUCUGGAUAUGACACCGAGCAUGUGCACUUUACUUCUCUGUUCAACUAUGGGAAGGCCUGUUCUGAGUGGAGCCUGUCCUGUAAAAUCUCUGUAUGGUCUCUUCCACUGUGCUACAGCUCUGUUUCCUGGUCUUAUAGCCUAAGCCAUCUUUAUGUAAAGCAACAAUUCUUUUUUUCAGAUUCUCCAAGAGCUCUUUGCCAUGAGGUGCCAUGUUGAACAUGAGAGUUUGGACAAUGAGUGCAAACAAUCAUCCAAUAUUUACCAUGAGUCGCUUGAUUACAGAGACUCCAGCAUCUUAUGUAGUCAAUAUUUAUAAAUGUGCAACACGUUUCAGCUCUGUAUAAUCAGAGUCUUCCUCAGGCAUAGCCUCAUAUGUACACAUAGACAUCCAGGGUUUAAAUAGACAUGGUGGGCAUUCUGUGGUCCUUUUAGAGUCUGAAGGAAGCACUACCUCUUAAACCCUUUUUGUUUUUCAUGUUGAACUUGUAACAGUGAUCAGUAUUAGAGAGUGUGAGAGCGAUAACAUUACAUUUAAGACACCUGCACACUAUUCACACCUACGACUUUGUUACACUAACGAGUCACAUGACAUCGGGAAGGGAAAAUGCCUAAUUGAGCCCAAAUUGUAGAUUUCCACUUGGGGGUUUACUCACUUUUGUUGCCACUUUUGUUGAGGGGACACAAAAUUAAACACUGUUACACAGGCUGUGCACUUACUACUUCACAUAGUAGCAGAGGGUCAUUUCUUCAGUGUUGUCACACGAAAAUAUACAGUAAAAUACGUUAAAAAAAAGUUAUGAGGGGUUUAAUAAUUUAUGUGAGAUAAUGUACUUCAGAAAAAACUGAAAAUCAUGGAGUGUGACCCCUUUUAACACUCUCUACAUUUUCAGAAUUUUACCUUCCAUUUGUAUAGAACAGACACAACCAAAAUGUCUUAUUUUAUAGGUUUCUGUUGCAUUAACAAGAGACCAUAGCAUGCACAGAAGGGGACAAAAAGCUGCAAUGGUUUUGUAAAUAUGGCUGUUUUCUUUAGAUAAAAAUAAGGCCAUUUUCUUUCCACACUUGUUGCUGUGAUUGUAGCCAUAUGUAAAGAACAUUGCAGCAAGGUUUUAUGAUGUGGUUGCACCUUUCCAAUACUGAGGAAUGCUCUAUCGGGGGAAUGACUUGGGAUGACUUUGAGGAGCCUUCCACACUUUAAGCUCAGGAAGGGUUAUGUUGGGCGAGAGAAUGCAUUGUAUUUACUUGUUUCUCUAGCAUUUGGACUGUAGGGGGCAGCUGGGAGAAAAAUAUUGUACUUUUUAUAUCGGGACUCCCAGGCUUCAUUCACCAGCACCACUGCUGUGGCUGCCCCAACCAACUAUUGGCACACUGGCUUUGCCUGGAUUGAUUUGCAUUUCUGCCUUGGCUUUUUGUUGCACUUGUUCUCUCCAAAGAAACUUUUUACAUAAUUGCCUUUUUUUUUCAUUUCCAAAUCCCAGUUUUGCACUGGGCCAGUCACGAGACCUCUGUAUAUGGUCCACUCUUGGUUUAAUAGGGUUUAAAGGGGGGCCAUGCUAGCUUCACCACACUGCCUGCAUCUUGGGUUUUUUGCAUCUUGUGAAUGGCUGUCCUGUUGCGAUGUUCUGCAGCCUGCAAGAGAUGGUUUAGUGCUAUGCUCCACUUUCUGUUAUGCAUUGUGAAUUAUUAGCCUUAACCCUACAACUGCCAGAAAUGCAUGCAACAUCUACACAGCUCCUCGCAAGCUUUAACGGCAGUAAAGUGGUUAAAGGCGAGACAAAAUAAAAAAGUAAAUGACCCUUUUUGCGGACAGAGGGGGCAGCUGCUUAUUGCUGUGCAAUUUGCCGUAGGCUUCCUUUUGUGCAAAAGGGAUGUAUGCUUUUGAAUGAUAAAUCUAUGGCAGUACUUAUGGCUCUUGAUGGUUGGCUCUGGGUAAGUUGUUGAUUUAUUGAAGAUCUGGAUGGGUCAUGAAUGGUUAGAGGACUGAAUGCACUUCCCUUACAUCUUUAUAGAGAAGCUCUAUAUAUCUGGAGACACUUUCCUUGAACUAUUCAUAUAUUGGGAUUGAUUCUUGCAGCUGUGGGAGUGACAUAAAAAAUAUUUGUUAUGAAUGGCCGCAACAUGGGCACAUUUUAGUUCUGUAUUAUAGCUCCAAGAUCUGGACUCCAUAGUCCAGAGUUCUGUUCAACCAUACUUGUUGAUAAUAGAACCCUAUGCUGACUAAAAUUGUUAUUGUAGACUCAUGGGAGAUAUAGCUGUUGCGUUCAUAAUACGUAUACUAAGAUGCGCCUGUUGUUGCCGAUCUGAAAUUGACAUAAAGCAUUAUAUUUAGUAAUAGAUGGGUGAAUAUCCACUUGGCCAGUAUUUGAUGAUCACUCACACCUCCAUUAUAACCUUUCUACAGACCUUAAGAUCCACUCCUCAUAUUGUCUCAACAUGACAAGGUCCAAUCUGCAAUAUUUAGUCACUUGAAUGUCAAAUGUCAACCCAAUUUCUGGUGGGUAAAGAUCACAGUCAAGUACUGACCCCUUGCCUUCGAGAGUCCAGGCUACUCUUGUUCUCAAGUAGAAACAAACCAGACCUCCCAUUAGUGCCACAAGUAUCUUUGUCUUUAGGGUUCCCGAAAACACAGAGAACGUUUUCCAGUCUUGAGUGCCUUUCCAUGCCAAGAGAGGCUGCUAUGGAGAUACAUUGACGGGAAGUCAUUAAAAAAAUCUUUGUAGAA